AAACUUUUAGUUCACUAGAAACUGUGUUGUUUGUGCUGAAAACAGUGUUUGAUUUUCGUGACAAUUUGUUUUCAACCGUGGCGACUUCGUUCGCAGGCUUUGGGCUUUUUGACAAGCUAAAAUGGCGGCGUCUUUUGAACUCAAGUUGUUUUGGAUUUUAUGUGUCUUUUUACAAUAAUUUGUGCCUAUAUUUAACUACAUUUUAAGUGAAUAUUGUGAUGUAAAAGUCUUUCAAUAUGGAUCACAACUUGGACGACUCCUUGAACUUAGAGAGUGCUAUAGGAGUGGACUUCGAUCACUCUCAAGACAACGUUGUGAGUCAAGCAGACAUUUCACUGGGUGCAGAGGUCCACGAUGGAGGCAUUCCAAUGGAAUUUGGGCAUAUUGAGGAGCAACCGAUGCUUAUGGACACCGGGAACGAAGAAAUCAUUGUUUCAGAUUUCAUGGGGGAACAAUUCACACUGCAAGAGUACUCCACGCAGGAUGACCAGAUGGCUUCGAUUACUCCUAAUAAUGACGCACAAGAGGUUCUCACUUCGCAAUCGGAGUCAAUGAUAGAUCUGCAGUUUGAACCGCAAGCCAUUUCAGUAUCAGCUACGUCAGAUGUAGUUACAUCAGAUGUUCACAUGCAACCCAAGAUUAUUGCCGUCAAGGCAUCAACACCAACAUUGCGACCAAUCGCAGCAAAAAAAGAAGCGGUAGUGUUCUCCAGUGCAGUACCGCGGCAAAUAGCUAUAGCGCCUAAACCGCCGCGGCUUGACAUGGCAAAGAAACAGUCACUAAUACAAGGCAACAAGCAAUACGCCAUUGCUCCUAAACCCAUGUCAUUGGUUGGCAAUAAGUCCAUUAGCUUGGUGAAGAAAGUCACGCCUGCUGGUGUGCAGGCUACUUCUAAAGGCAAUACUGUAUUAGCGCAAAUUGGCAAGCAGCUGGUUAUGGUGCCGGCGACCGGACAGAAGAUCAAACUAGUGACGGCCGGUCCGGGUGUGCCCACUGUGCGCCUGCUCGGCGCUGCUGACGCAGAACAGGCACAACUGAUCACAUCUACUCAAGGAGGAAAAACCGUUAAAGUCCUACUUCAAGGCCAGCAAAGCGAGGGCGCGACAGGGCAGACGCCCAUCAUCACCAAGGUAGCGGGCGGCACAGCGGCCACGCGACUUGUUGCUAUGCAGCAGAAGACGGUGCCUAUCUCCAUCGGCAAUAAUAAGAUGCUGUUGACGUCUCCAACGAAAUCUGGUAUGAAAAUCACAAAGAAACAUCAAGUGAUUACAAUCAAAUCGCCAACGCCCAAAUUGUUACCCGCAUCGACCACACCAGGGCCUGCUACAAAAAAACUCGUGAUAACGACAAAUCCACAGAACGUGAUAUUGAAAACAACACAGUCGGGCACUCUUGCGCAAGUCAGUCAAAUUCCAAAAAACGCAAAAUCUCAAUUGCAUCAAAUUAGUGUUCCAGGAAAAGGCGUACAAUACAUACGCCUAGUGACGAAUCCGACAUCAACUGCCAAAACAACGGCCAUUAAAACCAGCACUGCAACAACUUCCAAAACUUUUGUUCUUACUGAUAGUAAAGGUAACUUGAUACAGAUGAGUGCAGAUAAGAUGGGCUCACAGCCCCCGCCUUUAGUCGUCACCAGCAGCGCCAUACAGAAAAUAACUUCGAAGCCGCAACAGAAGUUAGUCCGAAUAGCGCCCGUCUCGAAACCCACACACGCAACCAUGCAGCAACAUUCUCGCGGGCAGAGCUUGCUGGCUCCCCUGUCCCCCGCGGUGGCCGAUCCUGUGACCUUGCAAGACGUGAGCGAGAUCUUGGAACAACGCGGCAUCACACCAGAAAGCGCCUCGCCGCGUGACCUACCGUCUCUCGACGACACGGAGCCUGAGCAUCAUGAAGACAUACACACUGAAGAUCAUCACGAACCGGAGAAACACUAUGAACCAGAUUCGAAAGCAGCAUUGCGCGCGUUAAUAGCCGACGCAGUGGGCGAGGACGCCAAUGAGCAAAGCUCAUCGCCGACUCGUGAGUCACACGAUGACAGUCACAUGCACGACAAUAGUCGAAUACACAACAGCGGCCUCAUGCACGAUAAUCUGCACGAUGUCCAUGAAGCUGUUGAGUACGACAGGGUACAGACCGAGGACAGUAGCAGCGCGGAGCAGGACCACCCGCUGAUCGUCGUUCCGUCAUUCAUGAAGCGAGACCACUCGUUGCCCUCGGACCAUGCCGCUUACAUCACGGAUGACGCAAGACGAAUGAACAACAACGUGUUAAAUGUGGAAGUGGAGUCUUUCAACCCUUAUCAAUCGCCCGACACGCCGCCAGCUCUCUCAGAAUCAGAUCUAGUAUCAACAGACCUAGGUCUUCGGCCGCGUAAGGCGUGCAACUGCACGAAGUCGCAGUGCCUGAAGCUUUACUGCGAUUGCUUCGCCAACGGGGAGUUCUGCAACGGAUGCAACUGCACCAAUUGCCAUAACAAUCUCGAGAACGAAGAGUUGCGACAGAAGGCUAUAAGGGGAUGCCUCGAUAGAAAUCCGAAUGCGUUUAGACCCAAGAUCGGAAAAUCGAAAAGUGGCGGGCCCGAGAUCGUUCGGCGACAUAAUAAGGGCUGCAACUGCAAGAGGAGUGGCUGUCUUAAAAAUUACUGCGAGUGCUACGAGGCGAAAAUCGCGUGCACGUCGAUUUGCAAGUGCGUGGGGUGCCGCAACGUGGAGGAGACGCUGGAGCGCGCGCGGCGGCACGUGCAGUCCGCGAGGAACGACGCCGGCCGCCGUGCGCAGCCGCCGCACACGCACGACGCCGCGCCCGGGCCGCCAACCAGCCUCAAGCAACCAUGUAGCUUCAUGACAUCGGAAGUGAUAGAAGCAGUAUGCCAGUGCCUCUUGGCGGCGGCGGUCGACACCGGCGACAGCGACGCAACGGCAGAGGCGCGCGAGCUGGACGGUGCUGACCGCGAUCCCGUGCGUGACGUCAUCGAAGAGUUCGCGCGCUGCCUGCAGGACAUCAUCAGCGCCAGCCAUCAGGCGCAGCCGUUGUCGUUGCUAGACGAGACUCACGCCUGAUGUUUCUUCGCGUGGAUGAUAUAUUCGCGAUAUGCCAUUUAUUCCAAAAGUGAUAUUAUAAUUGUAACGCAUAUUAUACAGUUUUACGAAUAGGACCUUUUAGCACGCGUUAGUCAUUUUUGUUAGUCAUUCUAUAUCAGUGAUACUUACUAAUAUCCACUUUAUACAUUCAUGAAUAAUACUUAUUAAUAACAUAUGAACUGGGGUGGGUUCUAUAGGACCGGUGUUGCCAGAUUGUUACAUUUCUUACGUAACUUUUCUAAAUGACUUACUAGAAUAACUCUUGGUUUUAAAGCAAUUUUCGUAACUUUUGAGGACGUUGAGUUUUUAAAUUCAAGUAUAUUUGUUAUUGUACAUCCUAAUACUUAAUUUACGAACGCACCCAAAUUAGACUAUUAGUAACUCAGAGAUGGCGCAAACAAAAUGAAAUCAAUCAAUUA
Molecule: messenger RNA, 3499 nt
Organism: Hyposmocoma kahamanoa
Lineage: Eukaryota; Metazoa; Arthropoda; Insecta; Lepidoptera; Cosmopterigidae
Product: protein lin-54 homolog
Exons: 23
Coding region: 237-3059 (940 amino acids)
Biological process (GO): regulation of DNA-templated transcription
Cellular component (GO): nucleus
Source: RefSeq, a predicted model, not a curated record